GUCUCGGGGCCGCUACUGCAGGCCGGACCCCACUACUGCAGGGUUUGCUGCGACCGCUGACGGCUCCAGCGUUGCCCCUGUUGUGCCGUGGCCUGGCCGCUGAGGCCAAGAAGGUCUACGUGCGCGACAAGCCCCAUGUGAAUGUGGGCACCAUCGGCCAUGUGGACCACGGCAAGACCACACUGACAGCGGCCAUCACGAAGAUUCUAGCAGAGGGAGGUGGGGCUAAAUUCAAGAAGUACGAGGAGAUUGACAAUGCCCCGGAGGAGCGCGCUCGAGGUAUCACCAUCAAUGCGGCCCACGUGGAGUACAGCACUGCUGCCCGCCACUAUGCCCACACAGACUGCCCUGGUCACGCAGAUUAUGUUAAGAAUAUGAUCACAGGCACUGCACCCCUUGAUGGCUGCAUCCUGGUGGUGGCAGCCAACGAUGGCCCCAUGCCCCAGACCCGAGAGCACUUACUACUGGCUAAACAGAUUGGGGUAGAGCAUGUUGUGGUGUAUGUGAACAAGGCUGACGCUGUCGAGGACACUGAAAUGGUGGAGCUAGUCGAGCUGGAGAUUCGGGAACUGCUCAGUGAAUUCGGCUACAAAGGGGAGGAGGCCCCGGUCAUCGUUGGCUCUGCUCUCUGUGCCCUUGAGCAACGUGACCCUGAACUAGGUCUGAAGUCCGUGCAGAAGCUGCUGGACGCUGUGGACACGUACAUCCCAGUGCCCACCCGGGACCUGGAGAAGCCCUUCAUGCUGCCUGUAGAGUCGGUUUACUCUAUUCCUGGCCGGGGCACUGUGGUGACAGGUACACUAGAGCGUGGCAUUUUGAAGAAGGGAGAUGAGUGUGAGUUCCUGGGACACAGCAAGAACAUUCGCAGUGUGGUGACAGGCAUUGAGAUGUUCCACAAGAGCCUGGAGAGGGCAGAGGCAGGGGAUAACCUUGGGGCGCUGGUCCGAGGCUUGAAGCGGGAAGACCUGAGGCGUGGCCUGGUCAUGGUCAAGCCAGGGUCCAUCCAGCCCCAUCAGAAGGUGGAGGCACAGGUUUACAUUCUCAGCAAGGAGGAGGGUGGCCGCCACAAACCCUUCGUAUCCCACUUCAUGCCUGUCAUGUUCUCCCUCACCUGGGACAUGGCCUGUCGUGUUAUCCUGCCUCCAGGGAAGGAGCUUGCCAUGCCUGGGGAGGACUUGAAGCUCAACCUAGUCUUGAGGCAGCCGAUGAUCUUAGAGAAGGGCCAGCGCUUCACUCUGCGAGAUGGCAACCGGACCAUCGGCACUGGCCUUGUCACUGACACGCUGGCCAUGACUGAGGAAGACAAGAACGUGAAAUGGAGCUGAGUCUGGACCUUUGCUCAGGUUACUGCAUUGAGGACUGCCCUGGCCAGUGUUCCUCCUGCUCCUGUGCACCCACAGGGCCCACACUGCGACCCAGUGGAGUGCAGCUAGAUGGACAUUUUCCCCCUAGGCAGAGGGGUGGCCUGCCAGGUAAGCAGGCCAAUAAACUGUCCUGUGAAUAGUCA
This is a messenger RNA of Tupaia belangeri chinensis (Chinese tree shrew), 1507 nucleotides long. RefSeq names its product Tu translation elongation factor, mitochondrial (gene TUFM). The record is from RefSeq and is a predicted model, not a curated record. Gene Ontology annotation, molecular function: translation elongation factor activity; GTP binding; GTPase activity. Gene Ontology annotation, cellular component: mitochondrion. Lineage: Eukaryota; Metazoa; Chordata; Mammalia; Scandentia; Tupaiidae. Gene Ontology annotation, biological process: mitochondrial translational elongation.